GGAUGGGUGCAUGGACGAGGAUCACCCUGUGUACAGAUUGCUCCAUCUGCUGACAAAAAUGAUAAUACGCUCUUCAACCUCGUAAUUACUAGACGCUCGAUAGAUGGCACCAAACUAAAACCUGACUAAUACCUCCAACGUCAAGGCACUAUUGACAGUGACAGGUGAUUUAUUUCAUGCGAUUUUCACUUUCACGUUCUAUGCUGAGAGGCGUAUAACCGCAUUGUGCAAAAAUUUUACUGAAAAAUCAAUUUUUUAAUCAAAAUACGACUUUGGUAAUCCUUUAACAAUGAAACCUAUCAUGCUGCAAGGGCACGAACGUGCCAUAACGCAAAUCAAGUACAACAGAGAAGGAGAUUUGCUCUUUUCGUCUUCAAAAGACAACAAACCCAAUGUAUGGUAUUCCUUGAAUGGAGAACGUCUUGGUAGCUUUAAUGGUCACCAGGGUGUAGUUUGGUGCAUAGAUGUUGACUGGACAACCACAAGAUUUAUGUCUGGUGCUGGUGACAGAACCUGCAGGAUAUGGGACUGUGAAACAGGCAAAGAAAUUGGUUGCAUCACAUCUGCAUCUUCUGUAAGGACAUGCAUGUUCAGCUAUUCUGCCAACAUGGCUGUAUACACUACAGAUAAAGCUAUGAAACAAGAUUGUGAGAUGUUUAUAAUAGAUACCAGGGUAGUAGAUGACAGCACAGGUCAGCAAGAUCCUAUUUUGAGGAUACCCAUCAAAGGAUCAAGGGUAUCAUCUAUACUAUGGGAUUUAGAUGACAGUAUCAUUAGUGGACAUGAGAACGGAGAGAUUACCCAGUGGGAUCUCAAGGUAAAACAUCUUUGUUUCUCUUAUUGUGGUUCAAAACAUUAUUUGCCAGAAGAAAACUUCUUUGUCAAUGAUAUGCAGUGGAACAAGGAUGGAACAAUGUUCAUAACUGCAUCUAAAGAUCAUACUGCCAAGUUAUUUGAUGCCAAAGACUUGCUGCUCCUCAAGACCUACAAAACUGAGAGACCUGUCAAUUCUGCUUCCAUCAGUCCAAUCAUGGAACAUGUUGUUUUAGGAGGUGGUCAAGAAGCUAUGGAUGUGACAACCACCUCAACCAGAGUAGGAAAAUUUGAUUCCAGAUUCUUUCACAUGGUAUUUGAGGAGGAAUUUGGUAGAGUUAAAGGGCAUUUUGGACCCAUCAACAGUGUGGCAUUCCAUCCUGAUGGAAAGGGCUAUAGUUCUGGAGGAGAAGAUGGUUAUGUUAGAGUGCAUACUUUUGACUCAUCAUACUUUGAAUACAAUUUUGAUUAUUAGUAUGCAUUUGUAUUUAAUUUUUAUUAAACAAUUCUUUAUAAGCAGG
Messenger RNA from Acanthoscelides obtectus, 1334 nucleotides. NCBI's taxonomy places the organism in Eukaryota, Metazoa, Arthropoda, Insecta, Coleoptera, Chrysomelidae. The record is from the annotation of a GenBank genome assembly.